This is a messenger RNA of Fusarium redolens, 400 nucleotides long. RefSeq lists its product as uncharacterized. Bases 180 to 359 code for a protein of 59 amino acids. Lineage: Eukaryota; Fungi; Ascomycota; Sordariomycetes; Hypocreales; Nectriaceae. The transcript has 2 exons. The record is from RefSeq and is a predicted model, not a curated record.
UAACACUUUCACGUUGUUCAUUUCCGUGUUCCGACCACAAUUUUUCAACAACGGCUUUCAUUUGAACAUUUGUUCUGUUCUUCCAAGCUUUCCCCUCUUCACUCUGCACUUCAAGCACUUCUUCUUCGUCUACAGCAAGACGCUGUUCAAGCCUCCGUUGAUUCCACGGACUGCCCAUCAUGGUCAUCGUCAUUAACAUUCCCCUGCCUAAUGGCGGCACCCUCCGAAUCAACCUCCAGGAAUGGGUCGCUAUCCUCAUCAUCAUUCUGAUCUUCAGAGCCUACGGAUGGCCUAUGGUCGUCCGCCGCUGGCCCCUGGCGUUCGCUUGGCCUCGUCACGAAGACGUUUGGGACUUCUAAGCACCACUACCCAAGUCGGGAUCUCGAGUACGAUCUCUACG